GGACUGUAUUGUCUUGAAAAUGACUAUUUAAUAUGAAUAUUUUGUUUAGAUAACUUCAUCUAAGCAGUCUUCUUCCCUUGCUCUACAAUCAUGGAGCUUCACAACAAUAAUUUAAACUUUACCUUAAUGUUAUCCUUUCUCUUCCUCUUGCUACUAUUCAAAAUAGUUAAGAGAUGGAGUACUUCUAAAAAUUCUACCGCCAAUUUACCACCAGGGCCAUGGACACUGCCCUUGAUAGGGAACAUACAUCAGAUUAUUAGCAGCCCAUUGCCUCAUCAUUCCUUAAAAAAUUUGGCACAAAAGUAUGGACCUUUGAUGUACCUAAAACUUGGUGAGGUACCAUACAUAAUAGUUAGUUCACCAGAAAUGGCCAAAGAGAUUAUGAAGACACAUGACCUCAACUUUUGCGAUAGGCCAAACCUUAUGAUGUCCACAAUAUAUAGUUACAAUAAUACUGAUAUUUUAUUCUCUGCAUAUGGAGAACACUGGAGGCAACUAAGGAAGAUAUGCGUUAUAGAGCUAUUGAGUGUAAAGCGUGUCCAGUCAUUUGGUUCCAUAAGAGAAGAAGAGGUGGAAGACCUAGUUAAAUCAAUUUCUGCAAAAGAAGGAUUGGUUGUUAAUCUCACUCAUCAGAUUUUUUCAAUGACAUACGGGAUAGUUGCACAGGCAGCAGUCGGGAAAAGGAGCAAACACCAACAAGUAUUCAGAUCAUUUAUUUAUGAAUUGACAUAUAUGCUAGGAGGAAUUUAUGUUGCUGAUUUGUAUCCUUCUAUUAAAAUUCUUCAAAGGAUGAGUAGGGCCAAGACCAAACUUGAAAAACUUCCGUGUUUAGUUAACUUCAUCUAUUGGCAUUUUUCUUCCCUUACAAUCAUGGAACUUCACAGCAGUUUUUCUAACUUCACCUUAACGGCAUCCUUUCUCUUCCUCUUCGUACUAUUCAAAAUAGUUAAAAGAUGGACUACUUCUAAAAAUUCUAACGCCAAUUUACCACCAGGACCAUGGAGACUGCCUUUCAUAGGGAACAUACAUCAGAUUAUUAGCAGCCCAUUGCCUCAUCAUUCUUUCAAAAUUUUGGCACAAAAGUAUGGACCUUUGAUGUACCUAAGACUUGGUGAGGUACCAUACAUAAUAGCUAGUUCAUCAGAAAUGGCCAAGGAGAUUCUGAAAACACAUGACCUCAGUUUAUGUGAUAGGCCAAACCUUAUGUUGUCCACAAUAUUUAGUUACAAUAAUACUGAUAUUAUAUUUUCUGUAUAUGGAGAACACUGGAGGCAACUACGAAAGAUAUGCGUUAUAGAGCUAUUGAGUGUAAAGCGUGUCCAGUCAUUUAGGUCCAUAAGAGAAGAAGAGGUGGAUGAUCUUGUUAAAUCAAUAGCUGCUAGUGAAGGAUCAAUUGUUAAUCUUUCUCGUAAGAUUUCUGAUAUGGCAUACGGGAUAGUGGCAAGGGCAGCUUUUGGGAAGAGGAGUAAAAACGAACAAGCAUUCAAAUCAGCAAUUGUUGAAAUAGCAAGUUUGUUGGGGGGAUUUUGUAUUGCUGAUUUAUAUCCAUCUAUUAAAAUGCUUCAAAGGAUGAGCAUGGCAAAGAAAAAAAUUGAAAAACUUCACAUAGAGAUUGAUAAGGUAAUGCAAGAUAUCAUCGACGAUCACAGAAGCACUCAGAGGGGAGUAAGCAAGGAUGAAGAUAUAGUUGAUACUCUUCUCAAGAUUCAACAGGAAAAUGAUCAACCACAACAUCCAUUGACUGACGACAAUAUAAAAUCAAUCAUCCAGGACAUGUUUGGUGCUGGUACUGAAACACCAUCAAGUGUUGUGGUAUGGUGUAUGUCUGAGAUAAUAAAGAAUCCAAAGGUAAUGGAAGAAGCACAAGCUGAGGUAAGAGGAGUGUUUGAUAAGAAAGGGGUUGUCGAUGAAACAGAAUUGCACCAGUUGAUAUACUUAAAGUCUGUCGUCAAAGAAACACUGAGGUUGCAUCCUAUUGUACCAUUGUUAGUUCCAAGAGAAAAUAGGGAGAAAUGCCAAAUAAAUGGCUAUGAUAUCCCAGCUAAGACAAGGGUCAUGGUCAAUGCUUGGGCUAUUGGAAGAGAUCCAAAGUAUUGGGUUGAAGCUGAGAGUUUUAAACCAGAGAGAUUUCUAAAUAGCCCAAUUGAUUUCAAAGGCACAGACUUUGAAUUUAUACCAUUUGGUGCUGGAAGGAGGAUGUGUCCAGGAAUUGCAUUUGGCUUACCUAUUGUUGAGUUACCUCUUGCUCAUUUGCUUUACCACUUUGAUUGGAAGCUUCCCUAUGAAAUGAAAAAUCAAGAACUUGAUAUGACUGAGUCAGUUGGAAUAACUCUCAGAAGAAAACAUGAUUUGUGCCUAAUUCCUACUACUCGUCGUCUUUGAUUUUAUUCUGUAUUACUUUUGACAAUAUCAUUUGGAAAACGAUUGUAAUAUAGAUAGAAAAUAACAUUUAUCUCUCCCAUUGUUAAUGUUUAAUGGUAGACUUAAAAUUUUGAUUCAUUCUUAGGGUGGUGAAGAACCUACUUUAAGCUUGACGCGCAGAUCAUUAAAUAUUGUAGAACCAAGUGGUUUUGUAAGAGCAUCUGCAAUUUGAAAAGAAGUCAGAACAUGUUGGAACAUAAGUUUCUUGGAAGCCACAUGUUCUCGUACAAAGGGAAUAUCGAACUCCAUAUGUUUUAUAAGUGAAUGAAGGACUGGAUUGUGGGAGAGAUGAAGAACACUCAGGUUAUCACAUAGCAAGGUUGAAGAAAGAAAAAAGACACAAAGCUCAGUUAGAAGUGAUUAAAGCCAAAUGAUCUCUAAAAUGGUAUGAGCCGACAUGCAGUAUUCUUCCUGUGCACUUAACAUUCUCACGAGGGGCUGCUUCAUAGAGCUCCAAGAAACCAUGUUUGGUACAAAGAAAAUACUAGAGCCAGAAGCGAAUCUUCUACCGUCCAUAUCACUUGUCCAAUCAUUGUCACUAUAGGAACAAAGAGAUAAAUUUUGCAAAGCAUUAGAAGGAAGAAGAGUAAGACUAAAGUUGAUAGUGCCACUUAGGGACUGCCUCAUGCAAAGAUGAUGUGGUCCUGCCUUCAGACUGUUGAGAGUUGAUUCGCGACACAUAACUUGAUAUCUCACCUAGGACUGACCUUUUACUUGGUCGAGCAGGGGCAACUAUAUUGGGCGAAGGUAGAACAAAAGUACAUUCAAAAUUGUUGGGAAGUGAGAAACUAGGCAGGCCAGCUAUUAUAAUGAAAAGUAAAGGCAAAUUGGAAUGUUUGUAAAUUAGGAAAGAAAGGGGAGUAGAGUAGCUUGCACUCAUUUAACGACACAACUUCUAAAAUGAAAAUUUUACCAUCUUUAUUAUGACACUUAAAUCUCCUGUGUUUAGGAAACACACCGAAAAUCAUACAUUCCUCACUUCUGAAUUGUA
Vicia villosa (hairy vetch) is the source of this 3412-nucleotide messenger RNA. Its product is annotated as cytochrome P450 71D10-like. The record is from RefSeq and is a predicted model, not a curated record. Gene Ontology annotation, molecular function: monooxygenase activity; heme binding; oxidoreductase activity, acting on paired donors, with incorporation or reduction of molecular oxygen. The coding region runs from base 91 to 2382 and encodes 763 amino acids. The transcript has 4 exons. Lineage: Eukaryota; Viridiplantae; Streptophyta; Magnoliopsida; Fabales; Fabaceae.